Messenger RNA from Schizophyllum commune H4-8, 1696 nucleotides. RefSeq lists its product as uncharacterized. The transcript has 7 exons. NCBI's taxonomy places the organism in Eukaryota, Fungi, Basidiomycota, Agaricomycetes, Agaricales, Schizophyllaceae. Gene Ontology annotation, biological process: transcription elongation by RNA polymerase II. Gene Ontology annotation, molecular function: RNA polymerase II complex binding; chromatin binding. Bases 58 to 1383 code for a protein of 441 amino acids. The record is from RefSeq and is a predicted model, not a curated record. Gene Ontology annotation, cellular component: Cdc73/Paf1 complex.
ACCACGUGGUCACAUUCCUUGUUCUCUUCCGUCACCGGCGGCUCCAUUGUUUCCAACAUGAGCAGCGAGAAAGCUGUCCGCUAUGACCUUCUGGUCCGAGUGCGAUACUCAAAUCCCCUCCCACCACCGCCAUGUCCUCCCAAGCUGCUCAACAUCCCGACCAACCCCAAGCGCUACGCGAAGCCCGAGUUCUUGGAUGCACUACGGCAGCGGACGCCGGUGCCCAUGGUGGUGGACGCGGAGUGCGGCAUGCCCUUGGAUCUCAGCCAGUGGGAUGGGCUUUGGGAGCCGGAGGGAAACGAUGCAGCCUUGAAUCCCGAUCCUCUGGACCUCCCCCUUCUCGAUGAUAAGGACCGCGAGCUGCUGUGGGAGCCGCCUGGUGGCCCGAACCGCCCGGCGGAGGCGGUUGUCCCAAUGAACGUGACCUGGCUUAGGAAGAAGGAGUCCAUCGCGCGCCAGUCUGCAAUGACUGCGCAGAAACCGGCCAAGAAACGCGCUAUCCCCACAGCAGUCGUCGAUGUCUCGCGCGAGGCGCAACUACGCGACAUCGAGGCGUCGUUCGCGGCUGCGAAUGAAGACUUUGUGCUCGAAGAGGUCAAGCACCCGACUAAGAAGGGUGUGACUGCAGUGGAGUCUUAUGAGUUCUUGCCGGACCCUGUGUUGUGGGCGAACCAGUACGACUUGUUCAGGUUUAUGGAGCGUCCGGGGAACAGGCCACCAGAGGACGAAGACCCUCGCCUGGCAUGUGCCGUGUUGAGGCCCAUGAAGAGCGAAGUCGACACCUUCCUGUCUUACUACCUCACCGAGAACGACGACGCUGCCUUAUCGUUCAUCGACGCCCGCAUAUCUGUGCCGCCAUAUGAAGUGCCGCCGAACAGCUACACCAAGUUCGACUUUGUCCGCGACUACGAAACCACGAAGGUCGAGCAGGACAUCACGAACGAGUUCAUUUUGAACGUCGAUGAUGGUGAUGAUUUCGAUGAUGUGAAGCCCGGGCAGCAAAGUCGGGGCAAGGGCGCGUACUACAAGAACAUCGAGCGAAAGAUGACGCUCAACAAGCGGCGAGCAAACCCGUACGACAACCCCGACGACCGCUGGGAUGUCAUCCAUCUCACGCACGCCGAGCUUGUGGGUGACGAGCUUCGGGAGCGCGACGAAGCCCUCCUGGAUGUGACCGACCCCAACUACUACCUCGUACCUCGUGAUGGAGAGGGCGAGGUCGAUGAGGACCUUGACGUGGCAAUGGGAGGCAUGGCCUCCGGCAGUGGCCAGCACACCAAUGGCCAUUCGGGAGACGGAGAUGUUCAUAUGAAUGGCGGCUCCUCGGAGCACUAUGGACAAGGCGGAGAUGCCCCGUCACCUCCCAAGGGGGAGGAAACAUGAUGAUACUUGCUCGUUUUGUCCUAUCCAGGUCGACGUCUCCAUAUUUCUUCAUCGAUUAUCACGUUCCUACGGGAACUCCGACUGGUCACUGUCAGCUUAUGGACGGGCUUGAUGUGCUUCAUGGGGCCCACUAAGAGGCAAAGUAUAGCACUCGGAACUUCGUGCAUGCAUCCUGUCACUUUCUGGAGCAUGCCUGUCUGCAUGAUUGUAUAGGUUGGCCGUGUCUUCCGAGCGUCUCUGUGAUGUAGGGGAGGCAGAUGACGCCUGCAAAAGAGACGACAUAGAACGGCCUUAGGUCGCGCUACGAAGUGCU